AUGCGGCGCCUGCGGGCGGCCCUGCUGCUGGCCGCGGGGCUGCUGGGUGCUGCUGUGCUGCUGAGGUGGCGGCGGGUGGUGGCGGGUGGCACCGCCGAGGGCGCCGAGCUGGAGCGGGCCUGCCGCAGGUUGCUGGCCGGCCAAGCCCCCUUCACCUGGGCCCAGGGGCUGCAACCGGCGCCGGCGGGGCCCUCCUGCAGCGAGUACGUGGCCCGCAGCCGCUACAUCACCCGUGCCCUCUCAGCUGAGGAGGCCGCCUUCCCGCUCGCCUACAUCAUGACCCUGCACAAGGAGUUUGAGACCUUCGAGCGGCUCUUCCGGGCAGUGUACAUGCCCCAGAACAUCUACUGUAUCCAUGUGGACCAGAAGGCGCCGGUUGCCUUUCAGCAGGCAGUACGGCGCCUGGUGGGCUGUUUCCCCAACGUGUUCCUGGCCUCCAAGAUGGAGCAGGUGGUCUAUGGUGGCAUAUCCCGCCUGCGGGCUGACCUCAACUGCAUGAGAGACCUGCUGGCUUCUGCCGUGCCCUGGAAGUACCUGCUCAACACCUGCGGGCAGGACUUCCCCUUGAAGACCAACCGGGAAAUCAUCCGGUUCCUUAAGGGCUUCAGAGGCAAAAACAUCACUCCUGGGGUGCUGCCGCCGGCCCAUGUCACCGUGCGCACCCAGUUCGUGCACAGGGAGCAGGCCCAGCACAACACCUCGGGUUUGGUCACCCCCAAGGUGCGCAAGGCGCCUCCGCCUCACAACCUCACCAUCUACUUUGGCUCUGCUUAUGUGGCCGUCACCCGGCCCUUUGUGGAGUUUGUGCUCCGGGACCGCCGUGCCCGUGACCUGCUGGCUUGGUCUGAGGAUACCUACAGCCCCGAUGAGCACUUCUGGGUGACCCUCAACAGGAUUCCAGGUGUCCCUGGCUCCAUGCCCAAUGCGUUGUGGGAAGGUGACCUGAAAGCUGUGAAGUGGAUUGAUAUGGAAGAGCGCCAUGGAGGUUGUCAUGGUCAUUAUGUCAGAGACAUUUGUGUAUAUGGAACAGGUGACCUCAAGUGGCUUUUUAACUCCUCCUGUCUGUUUGCGAAUAAGUUUGAGCUAAGAACAUACCCACUUACUGUGGAGUGUCUGGAAUUAAGACAUCGAAAGAGAACCUUGUCUCAGAGUGAGAUUCAAGUGGAACCAAACUGGUAUUUUUAGUUAAGAAAAAGCCAGGCUACAGGCUACAACAUAAAUAAAAGUGGUCAGGAAAAUAGCAGCAGAAAUCUAAUUUUUGCUGUUCCGGAAGCGUAAACUCAACAGACAGGUUUCUUUAGGAUUUUCUGUAGAUGGAGUUUGGGUCAAUUUGUCUCAAACUACCUUCAAAUCUAGCCUUUCAUUUAACACCAAGAGACCAAAAUGUGAAAGAUGCGAAAAGAGAAACUAAGGUAAAGCUUCUUUAGGAGCUGCUCUGUUUGCAUUUUUGCCAUUUUUAACGGUGUUUUUUCAGCCCCAACUU
Molecule: messenger RNA, 1483 nt
Organism: Rhea pennata
Lineage: Eukaryota; Metazoa; Chordata; Aves; Rheiformes; Rheidae
Product: N-acetyllactosaminide beta-1,6-N-acetylglucosaminyl-transferase-like
Exons: 3
Coding region: 1-1185 (394 amino acids)
Biological process (GO): transforming growth factor beta receptor signaling pathway
Cellular component (GO): membrane
Molecular function (GO): acetylglucosaminyltransferase activity
Source: RefSeq, a predicted model, not a curated record